GCGAAUAACAUCAGGCCAAUUCAAUCAAGGUCAACACAUCACAACAGCCCGCGAGCCCGGCUACAGCCAAAUCGCUCAAAAAACGCAUUUCCGGUAUUUCCUCUAAAAAAAUAGUAUUUCUAUCGGUCCGACUAAUAUUCCGGCUGCGUAGCCGGAAUGAUAAUGACAUCUUCAACGACUGACGACGCUGAUGACUGCGACCGGGCCGGAGCCGCGGCCCCGGCGCCCCUACCUCUGCCUCGUCCUCCUCUAGAUCUUCUUUUCCUUGUAUUUGUAUGGCCUCUUGAUCUUGGCGUCGACAGUUUUCGGGACUGUUGGCUGCUUAGUGUGUCCACAAGCUCGGUCUGUGACAGCGUGCGCCGUACGCUUGGGUUGAGCCGCCGGGUCGUCUGUGGGUUUUGGCGAGGCUGCCGGGGGGUCUGUUGGCUUUGGGUCUGUUGCUGGAGACUCGAGGUCACACUGGCUUGUAGAUGUGAGGGUAUCAUGAGCUUCCUAUUUAUAGGUAUUCGAGGUCGGCCGCGGAGGUUAGCGACAACGUCAGGGUCGCGGAUCAGCAGGAGUGGCUCUUCGAGGUCCUAGAGGUAGAAAUUAGCAGAUUUCUUAUAUAAAGAGCUGUGAUUCCUACCAGAGGUUUAUUGAGCCACCAGCGGGGCAGG
This is a messenger RNA of Ilyonectria robusta, 656 nucleotides long. RefSeq lists its product as uncharacterized. NCBI's taxonomy places the organism in Eukaryota, Fungi, Ascomycota, Sordariomycetes, Hypocreales, Nectriaceae. The transcript has a single exon. The record is from RefSeq and is a predicted model, not a curated record. Bases 157 to 579 code for a protein of 140 amino acids.